Molecule: messenger RNA, 1109 nt
Organism: Drosophila erecta
Lineage: Eukaryota; Metazoa; Arthropoda; Insecta; Diptera; Drosophilidae
Product: E3 ubiquitin-protein ligase MARCH5
Exons: 1
Coding region: 69-989 (306 amino acids)
Molecular function (GO): zinc ion binding
Source: RefSeq, a predicted model, not a curated record
GUGCCUUGAUUCAGAUUCAAGUUUUGGAUGAAACAAGAUUAUAUUAUUUCACUGUUUUGUUGUCAGAAAUGGCUGGCAACGUUGUUGUACCAAAGGCUGCAGCUGGGGAUGACGUAGUUGGAGAGCCAUUACCAAUAGAUAACGAAGAUCAUACGGACACGGAGCGCUGUUGCUGGAUCUGUUAUCUGACCGAUAAAGAGGACUGUCGUCUGGCUUGGGUGAAUCCAUGUCCAUGCCGAGGAGCCACCAAGUGGGUGCACCAGAGCUGUCUUUCCCACUGGAUUGACGAGAAGACUGGAAAAGGAAACGAACUGAAAACAGUUUACUGCCCACAAUGCCAAACGAAGUACAACAUUGUAUACUCGAAGUUCGGUAUUUUUGCCAGGGCUCUGGAACUCAUGUGCAGUCUCAUUUUAAAGCCCCUAUAUAAAUGCCUGGCCACUGUCUUUACGUUGGUCUUUAUAUAUUGGUCAGCAAUUACGUUCGGAGCAAGUACAUAUCUGCAGAUCGUUGGUCAUGACCGCCACGUUCAUCAUGUAAUUGAGGCUGUAGACCCGUUGUUUAUUCUGAUCGGAUUCCCAUUAAUCCCAGUUGGUCUGAUUCUUGGACGCAUGAUUCCGUGGGACGACGUCCUUUUGCGCAUCAUUAGAAAAUGUUGUUCAAUGCUGCGAAGACUUGCCAUGAUGUGCCUAGGCCGUGAUUAUGACCUUGAGGCGGACUCAUACCCUCGUGCUACUAUGGUCCCAAUUUCAGGAUCGCGGGUGGUCUGUGGGGCAAUGCUCUUGCCCACCAUAUCAAUAUACGUGGGUAGGGUUCUUUAUAGCUCAGUCGAUGAUAGGUUGCAACAAACUCUACUUGGAGGAUUGACUUUCAUAGCGAUUAAGGGAAGCUUAAAAAUGUACCUCAAGCAUAAGCAAUACCUCCGCCGUAUGAAGCGUCGUAUUUUAGACUACACGGAUGAAAACUUAGCGGAAUCAGCAGGACACUAGGUUAUCUCAAGAUCUGGAAAGAAGCUGGAAGUAAUGAGAAUAUUUAAAUCGUAAAGUGCACAAUUUUCGUAAUACAACUUGCCGAUAUUGCAUCCUUACUACCAUUCAUAAAUAAUCGUU